GAGUGUGUGUGAGCUGCACGUGCUUCUGCUCCUGUGGCGUCUAAUGAGAUUCCCCUCGUUAAAGUCUUUAGUGUAGUAAUCUGGACCUGCACACACACGACCCGAGAUCUUUUGCAGAGCGACAGCAGAUCCAGAAGAACAGGAAUAUUGUGAGUGUGCCGCUGUUAGUGGAGUUUCAUCGGCCCUGAGUGACUGGAGCGACACAGAUGGCUGUUACUGGAUAGAGACGAGGGUCACUGAACAACACAGUCUAUUUGAGUCUCUCCAUCUGUCCCCGUGUGUGUGAUUACAGCACCGUCUGAUGAUGAUCCAGCCGCACACACAGAUAGUGCUGCUAUAGAUCUGAUCGUAAGCGUCAUGGAGUCCGUGCUGAAGACGUCUCUGCUGGGCCCCGUAAAGACGCUCAAGUUCUGCGUGAGCGGAGAGAAGCAGCGGUCCAAGAGAGGGUCCAAAUGGCCCGGGUCAAAGGGCAGGACCGGCGCGCCGGACCCGCGUCUGCUGCGAUCCUAUCAGGCCGACCUGGAGCGAGAGAGGCUCUCUCUCACUCCGAUGAACGCUCAGAAGAACGCCGAGAGAGCUGCGAUCAGAGCGCAUUUCAGGAGGAAAUACCAGCUGGCCAAGAAUGCCAAGGACGCGGAGCAGCUGCGUGCCGUGGGGGGGAGAGUGUGUCUCCCGCGAGAUCUGGUGAAGAUGGUUGGUCCCGAAGCCCCUGCUAAACACGACAGCUUCGGACUUCUCAGCGCCUUCCAGAGCCUCAGCCUCAGCGCCAGGAUCUUCACGGGGAAACAGAGCCGAACGCCCGCGCCACGCACCGACACGGAGCCCUGCAGGGUCAUGACGCGCAGACACAGCAAGGGCGUCUUCCUAAAGAACGGGACGGAGUGGCGCGCCGACAGGCUGCUGUUGAACAGGGAGGUGAUGGUCACUUCAGCCGUACGGCGCUUCCUUCCGCUGCUGGACGACGUCGCGCAGGAUUUCUGCCGGUCGCUGCGACACCGGGUGGAGACGGAGGGUGUGGGGGAGACGGGUCAGCGUAGUAUGACCCUUGACCCCAGUCCUGACCUCUUCCGCUUUGCCCUGGAAGCGAGCUGUCAUGUUCUGUACGGCGAGCGGAUUGGCCUGUUCUCGUCGUCUCCGUCUGAAGAGGCGGAGCGCUUCAUCUGGGCCGUUGAGCGCAUGUUAGCCACGACGCCGCCGCUGCUGUACCUGCCGCCGCGGCUUCUGCUGGCCCUGCGCGCCCCCCUCUGGACACAGCACGCCACUGCAUGGGACCACAUCUUCAGCCACGCGGAGGCGCGUAUCCAGCGCGGGUACCAGCGUCUGCAGACUGUGGUGGGCGGAGCCUCUGAUGGGCGGUUCCUGGGUGUGCUGGGUCAGCUGAUGGAGGCGGGACAGUUAUCAUCAGAGCUGAUCAAAGCCAACAUCACUGAACUGAUGGCCGGCGGAGUCGAUACGACCGCCGUGCCGCUGCAGUUCGCUCUCUUCGAGAUGGCGCGUAACCCUGGGGUGCAGGAGCGGGUGCGAGCGCAGGUGCUGUCGUCAUGGCAACAGGCAUCAGGAAGCCCCCAGAAGGCCCUGCAGGGGGCGCCGCUGCUGAAGGGGACCAUCAAGGAGACGCUGAGGCUGUAUCCCGUAGGAAUCACCGUCCAGCGCUAUCCGGUCCGAGACAUCGUCCUGCAGAACUACCACGUGCCGGCAGGGACGCUGGUGCAGGUGUGUCUGUAUCCUCUGGGUCGCAGUCCUGAAGUGUUCGAGCGUCCGGAGCGCUUCGAGCCGAGCCGCUGGAGUCUGGACGCGGCUUCAGGAGGAGGCUUUCGCUCGCUGGCGUUCGGCUUCGGGUCCAGGCAGUGUGUCGGCCGGAGAAUCGCAGAGAACGAGAUGCAGCUGCUGUUAAUGCACAGUCUGAGGAACUUCAGACUGACGGUCUCAUCCACAGAAGAGCUGAACACCAAAUACACUCUCAUUCUGCAGCCCGAAUCUCCUCCCAGAAUCACCUUCACCACACGCUCACUAUAAAUCACCACUGUUAUUAUUAUUUUUGGAAUAUUGCAGUUUAUUAUAAAUUAUUUAUCUGUGCUCAUCAUUAUUUUAAGUUGAAUAGGGUAAAAAAAAUUACAAAUCACAUUAAGAAUUGUAAACAUUUUUUAUU
Molecule: messenger RNA, 2149 nt
Organism: Sinocyclocheilus rhinocerous
Lineage: Eukaryota; Metazoa; Chordata; Actinopteri; Cypriniformes; Cyprinidae
Gene: cyp11c1
Product: cytochrome P450, family 11, subfamily C, polypeptide 1
Biological process (GO): neurotransmitter transport; cholesterol metabolic process; cellular response to peptide hormone stimulus
Cellular component (GO): mitochondrial inner membrane
Molecular function (GO): syntaxin binding; iron ion binding; heme binding
Source: RefSeq, a predicted model, not a curated record